Messenger RNA from Bombus huntii, 1364 nucleotides. Its product is annotated as dual specificity tyrosine-phosphorylation-regulated kinase 1A-like. The transcript has 4 exons. The record is from RefSeq and is a predicted model, not a curated record. Bases 38 to 796 code for a protein of 252 amino acids. NCBI's taxonomy places the organism in Eukaryota, Metazoa, Arthropoda, Insecta, Hymenoptera, Apidae.
UUAAUAGGUUUGCGGCGGUGGACAGAGUUUGUAAAAAAUGAAGACAAGGAGUAACAAGUACCUGCAAAAAUCAUCCAUCAGCCGGAUAUGUGCUGUCGGAGGGUUUUUCAUUAGCAUUCCCGUCUUUCUAACUGGUAUGAUAUUGUAUACAUUCAUCCAGUUUCAUUCGACGCCGGCAAUCGUUACGUCGGUUUUCAUAGGCCUUGGCAUCGUGUUUUGUGGAUGCGCAAUGGUCCAUAACGUCUUCGUGUGGCAGAGGGAGAAGACGAAUGCCGUGAAGGCGUUAGCGCGCGAACAGUGCGAAGCGGCGGUACAGCUGCAGCGUCAGCAGCAGCUGCAACAGCACCAGAACCAGCCCCAGCUACAACAGCAACAACAACUACGUGGCCCGUUAACCAUCCACCAUGCUGGCUGCCCAACGAAAGUCGGGCCCGUGACGAACCAACUAAAUACCAGCCACGCAACGCACGGCCGAGCUGCACAGUACCAACACUAUCAUCACCAUCAUCAUCAUCGACACGUGUCAAUGUCCCCACCGCCCUUGUUGCUCUCAUCGCCAGCUCCGAUCGCGGCGACGCACAAUCAUCUGAACGUGAGCGGACACAGAAACGUGGUUACGCCACCGGAUACACCAGCAGAUAGAUCGCCACCGAGUCCUGGAAAUAAGCUAAAUAGAUCGCAGCAUUUGCCACGGGAAGCAACCGGCAGCGUCAGUCCUGGUCUUCCGGCUGCCACAUUGGAUCUAAGUAGCGCAGCAACCACCAAUAGUCCGCAUGAAUUGUCCACGUUAGUUUAGAAAUUUGGUCCGAACAUUAUAUCUUCACAUAGGAUUGGAGAUUAAUAGUUGAUAGUUAAUUUACACAUCGAUCUUUUUAUUUGUAAAUUGGGUCGUGGUUUAGAGUUGGUUUGUAAAAAUUCGGUCCUAAUUGUUAAAUGAUGAAUAUUGAUUAAGAAUAAUAGGCAUUGAUGUACCAAUCUUUUUUUAACUUAUAUACUUGAGCACACGCAUUGGAGAUUUCACUUUUAUUCAGUGAAACAGCAACUUCAUUACUCGCUUAUUCAAUACGGCAAUUGCAUAUAUUUCAUGGACAUUUUAACAAUGUUUUGAAUAAUUUCUAACGGUACAAUUGUGAUGAAGUGAAAAAAAUCGUGAUAAGAAACAGAGAGAAAAGUUGCUCGUUAAUGAAUAUUGACCAGAAAUAAAGUAAUUUCUAAAGAAUAUCCCGAAGACGUCGUAGAUAUUACGAAAGGAAUGAUUAAUUUAUACCCGCGUGUAUCUUGCCAUUACCAUACUAUUAUUAUUAUUAUUAUUAUUAUUAAUAUUGUUAGUAGUACUCGAUUACAUUAUUAUUAAUAUUAAUAUU